AGAAUUACAGCCUCACGGAAGCCCAGAUGGUGCCCAAAUAUAUACCAACCCGCUAGGGUUUCAUCCUCUUGCUUGCUCCCUGCCUCCGCGCCUCCGCCUCCCGUUUCUGCACCCCCAGCGGCGGCCGUCGUUCGUACCCGCCUCCGGCCUUCACCAUGAUCAUCUCCAAGAAGAACCGCCGCGAGAUCUGCAAGUACCUCUUCCAAGAGGGAGUUCUGUAUGCGAAGAAGGACUACAACCUGGCCAAGCACCCGCAGGUCGAUGCCUCCAACUUGGAGGUCAUCAAGCUCAUGCAGAGCUUCAAGUCCAAGGAGUACGUCAGGGAGACCUUCUCGUGGCAGCACUACUACUGGUACCUGACCAAUGACGGCAUCGAGUUCCUGCGCACCUUCCUCAACCUGCCAUCUGAGAUUGUGCCCAACACCCUCAAGAAGUCUGCUAAGCCCCCAUCCCGCCCCUUUGGCUCUGGCCCGCCGGGUGAUCGCCCCAGGGGCCCACCUCGUUUCGAGGGUGACAGGCCGAGGUUCGCUGAUAGGGAUGGUUACAGGGGAGGCCCACGUGGUGCUCCUGGUGAUUUUGCUGGCGAGAAGGGUGGAGCUCCUGCUGAGUUCCAGCCAUCUUUCAGGGGUGGUAGCAGACCUGCCUUUGGCCGUGGAGGUGGAGGUGGCAGCGGUGCAUUCGGUGCUGGGGCAUCCUCCAUGGAGUGAAGAAGGGAUACAUGGGCUAGCGGCGGCGCUGAUUUAUACCUAAUAGCUUUCCAGAUCCAAUGCGCAAGGGGUAGCUGAGGUUGUUAAGACAUGGUUUACGGGUUCCUUUGUUAGACGGAGCUCUUUUAAAUGAAAUUCAGUCAGCUGAGAAUCUGAAAAAUGUGCGGCUUGUUAUUUAAAUCAUGUUUUUUCUCCAUUGUCGUGAGAAUGGCUCUCUGGGUUCUGCGAUCUUAA
This is a messenger RNA of Brachypodium distachyon (stiff brome), 941 nucleotides long. RefSeq names its product 40S ribosomal protein S10-1. The record is from RefSeq and is a predicted model, not a curated record. NCBI's taxonomy places the organism in Eukaryota, Viridiplantae, Streptophyta, Magnoliopsida, Poales, Poaceae. Gene Ontology annotation, molecular function: structural constituent of ribosome; RNA binding. Gene Ontology annotation, cellular component: cytosolic small ribosomal subunit. The transcript has 5 exons. Bases 156 to 707 code for a protein of 183 amino acids.